Messenger RNA from Lampris incognitus (smalleye Pacific opah), 1089 nucleotides. It is a transcript of the gene aqp11, whose product is annotated as aquaporin 11. Gene Ontology annotation, molecular function: channel activity. The transcript has 3 exons. Lineage: Eukaryota; Metazoa; Chordata; Actinopteri; Lampriformes; Lampridae. The record is from RefSeq and is a predicted model, not a curated record. Gene Ontology annotation, cellular component: membrane; cytoplasm. Bases 1 to 813 code for a protein of 270 amino acids. Gene Ontology annotation, biological process: transmembrane transport.
AUGGCAGACCUGGGUAUUUCCUUAGCACUGAUUGCAGCUAUAGUGCUUCUCAGCGAGGCUGCACGCCGGGCAACAGCUCGACUCUUCUGCGAGGAUUAUUGGAUUUACCUGGUGGAGGCUGUGUCCACCUUCCAGCUCUGUGCAUGCACACACGAACUCAAACUGCUGGGGGAAGUGGGUCGAAUCGAGUCGUACGUCGGCUUGACCCUGACUUACAUCAUGACAGCUGUGCACAUAUCUACUUUUCGGUGCGCGUCGUGCAACCCCAACGGGACUCUGGAGAACGUUUACCGCGGACACAUCAGUAGGAAAGCCGCAGCUGCUCUGGUAGCCUGCCAGUUUUCUGCAGCCGUCGUUGCGCAAUUCGCGUCAGCCUGGCUGUGGACUCUGGGCUUGUCCGACCUUCACGUUCAGCACGAGAAGUUCGGUUUCCGAUGUUUCGACCCCAUCAGCGGGACUCUGGUCGAAGCCGCCGCGGUGGAGCUGGCCUGCGCUUUCACGGUCCAAGCUGCAGUGCUGCACAUACACAAGCUGGACGAGAAGUUGAGGGUCCAUGCCGGAGCUGCUGUCAUCACGCUGCUGGUCUAUGCAGCAGGCAGUAUUUCAGGAGCUGUUUUCAACCCAGUUCUGGCGUUUUCCAUCCAGUUCCCCUGCAGUGGCCAUACCUACCUGGAGUACUGCUUUGUCUAUUGGCUGGGCCCAGUCUUAGGCAUGUCAAGCUGUAUAUUACUCUUUGAGAAAAUCAUCCCUUUUCUCUCUGGAAAGAGCACCACUGGACUUGAUGUUCCUGCUGUCCAGAAGAAGAUUCAGUAGUAUCAACCUAGUGAUGUGCGAAGUCACCAUGUGUGACUCCGGUAAUAGUCUUAGUGGUCUUAAAAUGUGAUGUUAAAAUAGUGUUAUUUUAUUUAUUUGGUUUAAGGAUAGGUAGUAAAAGUACUCAGUGAAAUUUCUCUCAAAGGGAAAAACAGCACAAUGCUAAAAAGGAUCUGAAUACAUGUUUUUAUGAUUACCUUAUAAGACACAAGCUCCCUCUUAAACUCGUGUUUCAUGACUCAAACUGAUGAGAGCGUACCAAGAGGGAAAGAUGGC